Messenger RNA from Sporothrix brasiliensis 5110, 1377 nucleotides. RefSeq names its product tryptophanyl-tRNA synthetase. The transcript is spliced from 2 exons. Gene Ontology annotation, molecular function: ATP binding; tryptophan-tRNA ligase activity. Gene Ontology annotation, biological process: tryptophanyl-tRNA aminoacylation. The record is from RefSeq and is a predicted model, not a curated record. Gene Ontology annotation, cellular component: cytoplasm. Bases 1 to 1377 code for a protein of 458 amino acids. NCBI's taxonomy places the organism in Eukaryota, Fungi, Ascomycota, Sordariomycetes, Ophiostomatales, Ophiostomataceae.
AUGGCAACUGACGCACCGGCCGCCGCCGCUCCUCCUGCUUCUGCCGACCAGGACAUCAACCCCUGGUCGGUGCAGGGCGGCGUGGACGAGAACGGCGAAGUUGUCGCCAUUGACUAUGCGGCGCUCAGCAAAAAAUGGAGCACGAGCCUGAUCGAUGAGGCCCUCCUCGAGCGCUUCGAGCGCGUCACCGGCCACAAGCCACACCGCUGGCUGCGGCGCGGCCUCUUCUUCAGCCACCGCGACUUUGACCGCAUCCUGACCCGCUACGAGCACGGCGACCCCUUCUUCCUGUACACAGGCCGCGGACCCAGCACGGGCAGCCUGCACCUGGGACACACGAUCCCGCUGCAGUUUACAAAGUGGUUGCAGGACGUGUUCGACGUGCCGCUAGUCUUCAUGUUGACGGACGACGAGAAGGCGCUGUUCAAGGACAGCCUGGCGUUUGAGGACACGCUGCAGUACGGCAAGGACAAUGCGCGCGACAUUAUUGCGCUCGGCUAUGACCAGAAGAAGACGUUUAUUUUCAGCGAUCUCGAGUACCUGAGCAACCACUUUUUGAUGAACGCCUGGGAGUUCUCGCGGCUCGUGACGUUCAACCAGGUCCGCGGCGCGUUUGGCUUUGAUGGCAGCUCCAACGUCGGCAAGGUCUUUUUUCCGUCGGUGCAGUGCGCCGCCGGCUUUGCCACGUCGUACCCGGAGAUCUGGGCCGACACGCCGGCCGCGGUCCGCACCAAGGAGAUUGCCAAGAUUGACUGCCUGAUCCCCAUGGGCAUCGACCAGGACCCGUACUUCCGCCUCCUCCGCGACAACGCCCACCGCAUGCGCUACCCGUCGCCCAAGCCCGCCCUGAUCCACUCCAAGUUCUUGACGGCCCUCCAGGGCGCCGGCGGCAAGAUGUCCUCGUCCAACCCCAACUCGGCCAUCUUCAUGACCGACACCGCGAAGCAGGUCAAGACCAAGAUCAACAAGCACGCCUUCAGCGGCGGCCGCGAGACCGUCGAGGAGCACCGCGCGCUCGGCGGCAACCCGGACGUCGAUGUCUCGUACAUUUACCUGACCUACUUUGAGGAGGACGACGCCAAGCUGGCCAAGAUCUACGACGACUACAAGAAGGGCGACUUGCUGACGGGCGACCUCAAGAAGAUGGCGAUUGAGGUGCUGCAGAAGAACGUCGAGGAGUUCCAGGAGCGGAGAAAAGCAGUCACUGACGAGGUGCUGGUGUCCUACAUGACGCCGCGCAAGCUGCAGUGGGGCGGCAACCCGAACCCCAAGCCGAAGCCGCCGGCGGAGCCGAAGAAGGGCAAGGGUGAGGGCAAGGCUGAUGGUAAGGCCAAGGGCGACAACGAGAAGAAGCUGCCUGAGCGGCCAAAAGAGUAG